AUUCGUUUCCUGGGCUUGCCGUCAACAAGCAACCCCCCUGAAUUCAUUUCCUAGUAUUCGUUGUCAAAGCUCCAUUAACAAUAUAUACAUCAACACAUAUACACAUAUGCUUAUAUAUAUAUAUCUCGAUACAUAUAUGACCUGGUAGGUCAUUGAGGAAUCGAUCGAUCGAUCGAUCAUCGUUAUCUCAUUGAAUCGGUCGGCGAUGGGCGACUCCACGACGGCCGGCGAGAACUCGCAUACAACCAUGGCCGAAGAAGUUUGUAGAGUCGUCGAUUUAGCCAGAGAGUUACAGGACUCAGCUGCAUCCUUCAUUGCAAGAACAUCACGCGAAGAAGAAGCUCUCCGCCAACAAGCCCUCUCUCUCGAUUCCAACAUCAACAAACUCAAGAAAUGCAACUUAACAGAACCCAAAAAGCUAGAAGAAGAGUUAUACAGAGCGAGUUACAUAUUGAGUGAAGGAGAUGCGGCUGCAUUUCUUCCGAGCAAAUCUCAUGGAGUGUUAUUGAGGAUGUUUCUUGGUCCAAUUGAUGUGCGUGCCAGUCGCAAGGAGGUUAAAUUCAAAGUAAAACAGGAGUACAAUAGAUUCAGAGAUAGAACUGCGCUUUUAUUUCUUUUUUUCCCAUCACUGCUACUCGUGUUAAGGUCGUGGAUUUGGGAUGGAUGCUUACCUGCAUUUCCGGUUCAGCUCUACCUGGCCUGGUUGUUAUUUCUCUACACAGGUUUGGCUUUACGAGGGAACAUAUUAAGAGUGAAUGGAAGUGAUAUUCGUCCAUGGUGGAUAUACCAUCACUACUGUGCUAUGACCACGGCACUCAUUAGUCUCACCUGGGAGAUAGAAGGGCAACCUGAUUGUGCCCAGAAGCAGAGAGGGGUAAAACUGUUCCUGCAAUGGGCUAUCAUGCAAGGAGUUGCAAUGCUUCUACAGAAUAGAUACCAACGACAAAGACUAUAUACACGCAUUGCGCUGGGCAAGGCCAGGAGAAUGGAUGUAGUGUGGGGAGAGACUGCUGGAGUAGAUGGUCAAUUAUUGCUGCUGUGCCCCAUACUGUUCAUCCUGCAGGGUUUUGAAGGCUAUGUUGGAAUGUUGUUACUCAAAACUGCACUGGACGGUGUUGUUUCCGAGUGGCAGGUAGUUACCUGUGGAAUUCUUUUGAUAACUAUGGCAGUUGGGAAUUUUGCAAACACAGUGCAGGCACUUCUCACGAAGUAUCGGUUUAAAUUAAAAGUAAAGAAGAGUAAAAGCAAGCAAGAAGUAAAUCAGGCAUCCCAUUCCUAGAAAUUUGUGGUUGAGAAGACUUGGUGAUCUUUAAGGUUAUGAGAAUGUGCAUGAGAAUAUGAUAAUCGAUUGCACUGGGUAGGCCAGGAAUGCUGUUUCGGAGAUUUGACAUCGGAUUGAAUCAAAUCUGAGGUUUGCUUUAUAUCAGUUUGUUGCAGUUGUCUAAAAGUUGAUCAUCCAUCUGGUUCAUGUGGAUGUGAAGAACCUUUUCAUAUUUAACAGUGUAAUGGUGUACAGACCUUUUCACAGCAUACCAGAUAUUGAGUGCUUGACUCUUUAGGGUCCGUUUGAAUGGCGAUAACGUUAUAUGUUAUGGUUUGGUAUGAUAUGAAAACAACCGUUUUGGUAUUGGUAUGUUUUUAGUAGAAAUUGGAUCCAUAUUUCGUAA
This is a messenger RNA of Cornus florida, 1667 nucleotides long. RefSeq lists its product as uncharacterized. Gene Ontology annotation, cellular component: membrane. The transcript is spliced from 10 exons. The coding region runs from base 206 to 1279 and encodes 357 amino acids. NCBI's taxonomy places the organism in Eukaryota, Viridiplantae, Streptophyta, Magnoliopsida, Cornales, Cornaceae. The record is from RefSeq and is a predicted model, not a curated record.